Triticum turgidum subsp. durum (durum wheat) is the source of this 999-nucleotide messenger RNA. The record is from the annotation of a GenBank genome assembly. Lineage: Eukaryota; Viridiplantae; Streptophyta; Magnoliopsida; Poales; Poaceae.
AUGGCAGCGAUCAUGGCGGGGCGCGGGCAGGGGCUGGAGCAAGAUUUCGAUUUCUUCGUGGUGGUCGACUUCGAGGCGACGUGCGUCCAAGACGCGCGGAUCUUCCCCCAGGAAAUCAUUGAGUUCCCCGCCGUGCUCAUCGACGGCGCCACCGGCCGCAUCGAGUCCCUCUUUCGCAGGUAUGUUCGUCCAAAACAUCACCCUGUGCUGACCCAGUUUUGUAGGGAACUCACCGGCAUCCGGCAGGAGGACGUCGACGGCGGUGUGGAUCUCGGCGAGGCGCUCUGGCUGCACGACGCUUGGUUGAAGGCGGCGACGGCGGGGGUAGGGAACAAGAGACGCGUCUUCUUGGCCGUCGUGACAUGGGGGGACUGGGAUUGCCGGACCAUGCUCGAGUUCGAGUGCCGCUUCAAGGGCAUCGAGAAACCCUCGUACUUCGAUCAGUGGAUCAAUCUGAGAGUCCCCUUCCAGGCGGCGCUCGGUGGCGGAGGGCCGGUCAACCUGCAGGAAGCGAUCCACGCGGCGGGGCUAGACUGGGAGGGCCGCCUGCACUGCAGGCUGUACGACGCGUGUAACACCGCGCGGCUGCUUGCUGAGCUCAUGCGGCGCGGGGUCAAGAUCAACAUCACCGGCUCGCUGGCGCCGCCGCCGCUGAUGCAGAAGCAGCCGGCUCGCACAAGCCUUUGCGGUGGCUCACUGGCGCUGGCGUCCAUGCCACCGCCGAUCCAGCAGCAGCCGCCUUGCACGGGCCCUUUCGGUGGCUCGUUUGCGCUGGUGUCGGCGCCGCCGAUCCAGCAGAAGCAGCAGCCACACAUAAUCAACCCCUGCGGUGGCUCCUCUGCACCGUGCUUCUGGUACUGCGGCAUGGCGAGCAGAGGAGGCAUGGAGCCAGGGCCGAUGCAGUCUGGAUGCGGCAACUGGACGCUGGUCAUGGGUCUACUUCCUGUGGAGCAACUGAAAGGGCAUGAACUCGUAAAUCCUGUGUCGCUCAGCUGCUAG